Messenger RNA from Chara braunii, 2348 nucleotides. NCBI's taxonomy places the organism in Eukaryota, Viridiplantae, Streptophyta, Charophyceae, Charales, Characeae. The record is from the annotation of a GenBank genome assembly.
GUGGUCGUCGUACGUAAUCGAUCGGGACUUGCAUCAGCCCGAAGCAUAGCACCGUCGAUCGGCAGUUCGCACGAGUAGACGGUCACUUGCUCGGGUUGUUGCACGUGCCCAUCGAUUAGCCUCUCUCCAUAUCUCCUCCUCCCAACUGCCAUCUAUCGCGUUACAUCGCAGCGCCAUCCCUCUAGCUGGCUGCCCGCUGCAGACAAAGUCUUGCGCUUCGUCUGGUGUGAACUUCAGCCGAGAACGAGAGUACGAAUCGGCAGAGCGCGAAGCUAGCCAGCAAAAGUGUGUGUGUGUGUGUGUGUGUGUGUGAGUGUGUGUGUGUGAGUGUGUGUGAGAGAGAGAGAGAGAGGGAGAGAGAAGCUUGGGUUUGUGUGUGGUUCGGUGAUCAGAAGAGUGACACUGUUCACGCUUUUACUCUCCGAUCGCGAGCUGCGAGCUAUCGUCGGUUGGCAAUUGCUUGAGAGGAGGGGUGAGUGAGUGUCUGAUUCUUCUACGUCGGAGGGCUCACCCCGCAAGCGAGAAUGCCUCCUCUGGGUGCUUUGUCGGGCGGGUCCAGCGACUCGGUUGCAUGCAGCGCUUACACCUCCUCCUCCCCUUCGCCCAUGACGGCGGGCUUUCUGGCGCACGGGUUGGAGAAAGACCUGUACUGGCCGGAGCAGCGCCUUCGGGUCUGCGUCACUGGUGCUGGCGGGUUCAUUGCCUCGCACCUGGCUCGGCGGCUUAAGUGUGAGGGUCAUUAUGUGGUGGCAGCGGACUGGAAGCGCAACGAGCACAUGACGGAGGAGAUGUUCUGCGACGAAUUCCGCCUCGUCGAUCUCCGGGUGAUGGACAACUGCAUGGACCUGACACGUGGGAUCGAUCACGUGUUCAAUCUCGCAGCAGAUAUGGGCGGCAUGGGCUUCAUUCAGUCCAACCAUUCUGUCAUCCUCUACAACAACACGAUGAUCAGCUUCAACAUGCUGGAGGCGGCCAGGAUCAACGGCGUCAAGAGGUUCUUCUACGCAUCCAGCGCCUGCAUCUAUCCCGAAUUCCGCCAGUUGCAGACCGACGACGUCUCGCUGCGUGAGGAGGACGCAUGGCCUGCUGCGCCUCAAGACGCCUACGGACUGGAGAAGCUGGUGACUGAGGAGUUGUGCCAGCACUACACCAAAGACUUCGGCAUGGAGUGUCGGAUUGCCAGAUUCCACAACAUCUUCGGCCCGUACGGGACUUGGAAGGGCGGGCGGGAGAAGGCCCCGGCUGCCUUCUGCCGCAAGGUGAUCUGCAGCGGGGGCAAGUUCCAGAUGUGGGGUGAUGGCAAGCAGACUCGCUCCUUUACCUUCAUCGACGAGUGUGUGGAGGGCAUUCUCCGUCUCACCAAGUCCAACUGCCGCGAGCCUCUCAAUCUCGGGAGCGAUGAGAUGGUCAGCAUGAACGACAUGGCCAAGAUGAUCAUGUCCUUUGAGGACAAGAAUCUGCAAAUUGUGCACAUCCCGGGCCCUGAGGGUGUGCGGGGAAGAAAUUCCAACAACGACCGCAUCAAGGAGGAGCUCGGCUGGGCACCCAGCAUGCGGCUCGUCGAUGGGCUCAGGAUCACGUAUGCAUGGAUCAAGUCACAAGUAGAGGAGGAGGCAAGGAAGGGAGUAGACGUAGCCGCCGAGUUUGCGUCGUCCAAGGUGGUCGGGACCCAGGCGCCCGUGCAACUGGGAUCGCUGCUCCAGAAAGAUGACGACAACAACAAGUCCUCCAGCUCCGCGUUCAUGGAGAAGAAGAAGGCGGUAGCUGUUGUCGUCAACGGUGAUGCCAGCCCGGCUGCCAUGGCUGCUCCAACCUCGUAGUCGCUUGCUGGUGUCACACAGAGAGAGAGAGAGAGAGAGAGAGAGAGAGAGAGAGAGAGAGAGAGAGAGAGAGAGAGAUUGUUAGCAUAUACUUACCCCACCCUCUCCGAAAAAGAGGGGAGCUGUAGGGUUUUCAGGAGGAGGAAGGGAGGUAUCUUUGUCUCAAGGUCUCAAUCAUGAAUAUAUCUCUUAAAGUCGUGUCAACCAUAAAUGUCACUCUUUUUGAAAGUCAUCCCAGUUCUGUGAUGUGGCUUUUUCGGCUCGUUUGGAAUUUCGGGAUUCGGUUCGUGGACUGCCACUUGCCAGCAAUCACUAUCUUCUCUCUCUCUCUCUCUCUCUCUCUCUCUCUCUCUCUCUCUCUCUCUCUCUCUCUCUCUCUCUCUCUUCCUUAGAGAUGGUAGAGUUCUGACGAAGCAAAGGUCACCAAGCAGAAAUUAAUCAUGGUGAAGGUCACCAAGCAGAAAUUAAUCAUGGUGGACGAUUUUGUGGUUUAAUACACCCCGCUGUGACCCCGUUAGCCCGGAUCUC